AUGGAGUGGGGUGGACCAUGCUUGAAAAUGCAAAAUUGCUGCUGCUGCUGCUACUGCUGCUGCUGCCUGGAAAAUGAUCUUUCAGAUCUAUCCAUCUGCCAAUACUACUAUACUUUUUCCAAUACAUAUGAUCUCAGUGAGAAAAUCCUGGUCUUCCAUAUGGAGGCCUUCUUUGGGCACCAGCAGGCUCUGGCUGUCUUCUUGCAGAGCCCAAGACUAGAUGGAAGAGUAGUUGAUUCAUCUUUGAUCUUUUUGAUCCGUAUUCCAUCUGAUUACGAGCACCUUGGACGAUGGUUGACCAAAUGUGAUCCAGGAAAGUAUAUGUCUGCAAAAUGCACUGCCACCUCUGAAAGCAUAUGUUUACCUUGUGGCCCAGAUGAAUACUUACAUACCUGGAAUGAAGAAGAUAAGUGUUUGCUGCAUAGAGUUUGCGACAGUGGAAAAGGUCUGAAAGUAGUUCAUCCUGGCAAUCGAACCUUCCCACGGCAGUGUGCCUGUACUCCUGGGUACCACUGGAGCGAUGACUUUGACAGCUGCCAACGCAAUGGAAAAUGUGGCCCAGGCUUUGAAGCUGAAAAUCCUUUAAAGCCAAACAAGGACCCGGGAUGUAAGCCAUGCCUCAUGGGCUACUUCUCCAAUGCUUUUUCUUCCAACAAGUGUAAAUCCUGGACCAACUGCACCACUCUUGGAAUGGUAGAAAAAACUCCUGGGACUGAUAAGUCAGAUGUAGUUUGUGAUGCUUUGCAACCUGAAAAUCCAAAACAUGAUUCACCAAAGUACUUACACAGUAUAAUCUUUCCACUUCUCCUGGCAUGUCUGGCAGUAAUUACAGUCAUCAUCAUUGGGAUCUACUAUAGAAAAGAAGGGAAAACACUAACAGCUGAUCUGUGGCUCUGGAUCAAUGACACAUGCAGCAUCCUAAGACAAAAAAGGUAAAGCCAGUGUGAAUCCUCCAGUGAUAAUUUCAUCAGUACACACAUGACAUCUAAGGCUAGCCAGGCUUAUGAAGAUGUUUUCAUGACGACCCAAGAAAAUUUACCUGAAGACUCGUGUUAUCCACAGGGACGUGUUGUGUGUGGGGAAGCAGAGCCGGGUAAAGUGGAAGAUACUGCCAUGCUGUCCUUGGUCAUUGAGACUGAAGAAGAUAACUUUAGGCAGAUUCCCACAGAAGAUGAAUAUGUGGACCGAGCUCCCAUGGUUUCUGAUUGUUUAUUGUUAUUGGGUCGGCCUGGAAGCAAACCAGCUUCUCCUUUUUCAGAGCCCUUGGAGGUCGGGGAGAAUGACAGCUUAAGCCAGUGUUUUACUGGUACCGAAAGCACAGUGGAUUCAGAGAGCUCCUAUUGCACUAAAUCCUCAUGCAGGACUGACUCCAUCCAUAUUUCCUCUGAACCGUACUUGCAGAAAUCUUUCCACUGCAAUGACAGUAUCCUUGCAAAAGAGGUAGAGAGCAGUGACAGGAAUCAUUGGGCAGCCAACCCUGACUUAACAAAUGGCUAUGGGGGCUGCAAGGAGCCUCUCAGAAAGUGCACUGAAGCUUCUGAGAAGAAAGCCGAGCACAUCAUAUCAUCCUUUGAGAAUGGACCUUUCCCACAGUGCACCUGUGGCUUAGACCUUCCUCCAGAAAGUCAGAAUAUCCUGGCAAGUGAUGCUGAGGGUGAAGACUUGUCCUUCGAUGGGACUGAAAUGAAGUUCCCUAGUACAAAAAGAGGCAGUUCUGGGUCAGGUGGUACCUCCAGUGACUCACCUCUUGCAUCUGGAAAUGUGACUGGAAACAGUAACUCUACAUUUAUUUCAAGUGGGCAAGUCAUGAAUUUCAAGGGAGAUAUCAUCGUAGUCUACGUUAGUCAAAACUCCCAGGAGGGCCCCGCUGUCCCAGGAACUUUGGGGGAAAACGUUGGCAGCCCAGUGCAAGAGGAGAACCUGAACCGCUGUGAUACUUUUGCAGGGAAUGAUCUCAAUUUCAAAGAGAAAUGUGCUGAGAGCUCUCUGGGGGGCUCAUCUGAGGAUAAAGCGCAGAACUACUUAAGAGAACAUACAGGAAGAUCAGGGCCCAGGAUUCAAGAGGAAACCCAACAUGGUCCUGAUAGAGAGAGCAACCAGAACACAGCCUCUCAACCCGUGCAGGAGGAAGGAAGACCCAAAUCCUGUUCCCUGAAAGCUUGGUAGUGAUGGGAACUUAAUUAACACUGCCACUGUCUCUUCCCAAAGGGUGUCAGAACUUCAAAAAGCACCAGCCCCAGAGUCAGGAGACUUGGGAUCUAGUCUCAGGUCCGCUACUAACUAGCCGUGUGACCUCAGACAAGGAAUUUCCCUUCUCUGUAUUUCAUUUGCUUCAUCUCUAGAGUAAGGGGUUUGUUCUAAAUGACUUGUAAAGUCUCAUUCAUCUCCAGGGUUCAGUGAUUCUAAUCAUUCUCCCUGUUUAUCCUCAGUCACGCACAGACCCAUACAUAUAAUGUAAUAAGCAUAGAGCAGGGAUGUCAAAUUCAAAUCUACAAAUGGACCAAUUUUCAUAUUUGGAAAAUAUUAACGCACUGAACAAAUAUUAAUUCACAAGUAGGGUCAGAAUUAGGAAUCUAGGGGAUAGAGAAUAGGUAAGAGUUGACCUAUAGAUUUAUGGGUCAUCCCCUGGAAAUCCUUAUAUAAUUUGAUAGUUUGUUAUUUGGCUCAUCCCUAAUCUGUAUCCUCUGUGUCCUUUUGGUCUUUUCCCUUUCAUUUUGAAAUCUGUGGCAUUCUUUCUACCUUACUCAUCACAGACAUGGUUAAUUUUUAAAACUCUAUUUUUGUAUUUCUGGUAACGAGCUGUGCCAUUUGAAUUUAUUGUUCUCAUGACAGUCAAUGCCAUCGGCACAUGCUGCUCCUUCAUCCACAUUUACCCCAUCCUCAGCUGCCUAUAUCUCCCUUUUGUUGUUUUCCCUAUCAUUUCUCCUUUCUCCUAUUUUGUCUCUUUGACUCCUCUUGGUGACCACAUGGCCUUCUUCUGGGUGUACAUUUGUACAUUUUCUUUCUCAACUAUUCUCUAUGUUUUCACUCUUUACUGAUCAUUUCUCAAUAAUUCUAAGUGGUGCCUUCUUUCUGUUUUAAUACUCUCCUUUUUAUAUAGACAGGCAUCUUCAUGUUUUGGAAACAGCUUUUUGAGGGGUCAGUCAUGAUUAAGUGGAAAAAUCACUUUCUGUGAAAUCAGAGGGUCUACAUUCAAAUCCCACUUCUGAAUACUUCCUACCCGAGUGACCCUUAAAUCACUUAAAUUACACAGCCUCAGUUUCCUCAUAUGGAAAAUGUAG
Messenger RNA from Dromiciops gliroides (monito del monte), 3281 nucleotides. It is a transcript of the gene TNFRSF11A, whose product is annotated as TNF receptor superfamily member 11a. The record is from RefSeq and is a predicted model, not a curated record. Gene Ontology annotation, biological process: mammary gland alveolus development; positive regulation of bone resorption; ossification. Lineage: Eukaryota; Metazoa; Chordata; Mammalia; Microbiotheria; Microbiotheriidae. Gene Ontology annotation, molecular function: tumor necrosis factor receptor activity; cytokine binding. Gene Ontology annotation, cellular component: external side of plasma membrane.